This is a messenger RNA of Cadophora gregata, 363 nucleotides long. RefSeq lists its product as uncharacterized. The coding region runs from base 1 to 363 and encodes 120 amino acids. The record is from RefSeq and is a predicted model, not a curated record. The transcript is spliced from 2 exons. Lineage: Eukaryota; Fungi; Ascomycota; Leotiomycetes; Helotiales; Ploettnerulaceae.
AUGCAUUUGCAGACAUGUCAUGACUGCUUCACACUCUCAAAACUCGCCAAUUCUGCUCCCCAAUAUCGUCCAGAGUCCCGAUCUUCACUUCUAGAAUUUCCCGCACACUUCUCAUAUCAUUCAGUGCUGAAUGUCUCGGGAAGUUACGAACUCAAGGCACGAACACAAUCAACGCCUCCAGCAGCACGAAAAGCUUUGUACCCAGCACCCACAUGCCUCUUAUAUGCACGUCAUUUAUCUUGCAUACAUACUGCAUAUACGGCCCCCAACCUCGGCGAAAUAUCCUCGCAUGCCCUAGCAAUCGACACCAACAGGCUAAAUAUCUCGGUAUUUUCAGUGGUCAUCUCCGAUAUCUCCCGUUAA